This is a messenger RNA of Penicillium verrucosum, 1578 nucleotides long. RefSeq lists its product as uncharacterized. The transcript has 4 exons. The record is from RefSeq and is a predicted model, not a curated record. The coding region runs from base 1 to 1578 and encodes 525 amino acids. NCBI's taxonomy places the organism in Eukaryota, Fungi, Ascomycota, Eurotiomycetes, Eurotiales, Aspergillaceae.
AUGGUCCGGCCUGCCAGACAAAGGCUCCCUCGCAAACCACUUACCAUUGCACAAGCCUGGGAUAAAGUAGAGAGCGCCGCCUACAGUCUUGGCACUGGCGAGUAUCUAGGAAAGAAAGACUCCAGCCGUGUUUCCAAGGCAUUUUUUUUGCUGAAUCAUCCACCACAAUCUACCAGUCAUCGGAAGUAUCGACUCUUUCUUCUCCGGGUGAAUGAAAAAUGCGGCCCUCAAGGCGUACGCUUGUGCGCCGUCGCGCUCGGUCAUGACCAUAUCAGAGACAUGAGUAAUGGCCACCGUGAUGCGCUCCUCUGUAAGCUGGGCGAGAUGAAACACCAGCCAUUGAUCAAAAAUUUGUCGUUUCCCUCGGGUGAUACACAAGUAGAUGGCCCCUUGAAUGAGCAACUAACCAAAGAAAAACAAAUCAUUCGAAGUGACGAUCACGAGUCUUCGCCAUGCUCGAAUUCGAGUAGGACCACCACCCCUCGACCCUUACUUAUCAACAAUGCCGAGGCCGACCGUUCAAUUGCUUCAAUCGGGGAAUCAGUGAACUCAGAGUCUGGGUGCCCCCUUGAUGAUGACUAUCAUAUCAUGGAAAAUAGAGAAAUUGCAAGGAUUUAUCCAUCUGUCCCAGACUGCUACGCAGAUCAAUACUUCACGACAGUGUCACGCCUCCCACAGAACGACGGACAAGAUGAUAUUACAAACACACAGGAGAUUUUUGAGCAUGCCUCUCUUGCGGGGAUUGCUACUGUUUUCAGCGGAUUAAUUUGUGGCGCUAUCAGAACAACUUUAUUUCAAGCAAAUGGGAAGAAAUAUUCGAAAGCAUCGGUGACAACAGUAUUUCCUCCCUGGGGUGGACCAGUUGAUUGUCUACUCAGUCUUGAGGUCUGUGAAUCACGGGUGCAACCUCUCGCAAUGGCUUUGUUCAGUGCGACUGUGAAAUGGGUUGGGAAAACUCUACAUGUUGGCUUCGAAAGAGGAACAACCCUGACUAUUCCCAACUCCGAAGCUACUUUGAAAGGCGUGGAAAAUGAAGCUAUUGCCAUGGUGUUCGGUUCUGAGAUACAACUGGCAAUUAAAGAGAGCCGUAUUCGCCUGAGAGAGUUAGAAGAAGGGAAACUGGCUACUGAAUGUGUUUCGAUGAUAGUCACAGAGAAGGGCGCCAUCGUUAACCUAUCGCUUGGACUGGUUCGAGGCAUUCUUGAUCAUUCCGAGUUUCUGGAAUCAAUCGAAACGAUUAUCGAAGAAGUCAAAAGUGCCGUUGCUACUUGCCGCCCAGACGCUGAAACUCGCUGGAUUGCUGUAAACAAGUUUGAAGGGCGCCGUUCCUUUUUUGUCCUCGACAUCAACAAUGUCGGAUAUGACUAUGAUUCUGCUCAUAAGUGUCUAACCAAGGUCCCUGUCUACAUUCUUCGGCUAUCCAGAGCGCCCAAAAUUUUCAGACAUGGGCGUCAGGACCAAAAGCUAGCAGAGACUCUUGCGGAAAUGCACGACAUGCAUGGGAAAAAGCCACUACCUUUAUUUGACGACCACACCAGACCUCGUGUGUACGACUCUCCCCGUGGUCUACGGGCCUGA